GGUGCUGCCCCCGCCUCCCACCUCCCCGCGCCCCACCCCGAGGCUGGGGCUUCGGAGGAAGCAGCUGGAAAACCUUUGGUAACUAACUGAGAAAAUGCAGAAGAUCUUGCAAACAGAGGAAAUUACCAAUACCCAAGCUCUUAGAAAAGGAAAGAGGAAAAGGACGGAGACGAUGGACUCAGAGAAUGCGAACAGUGACCUGGAUAAAGGGCAGAGAGACCCAUAUUCGGGAAAUGCCUUUCUGCCCGGUGAGAGCUCCAGUGAGGAUGAAGAGCCUCUAGCAGAAUUGUCGAAGGAGGAAUUGUGCACAAAAAUAAGAGGCCUGAAACAAAAACUAACAAACAUCCGGAAAGAAAACAGCCGCCUUCGUCAGUCUUUGGUCAUGCUUCAAGUUUUACCACAGGCCGUCACCCAGUUUGAAGAAUUGGUUAGUAUGGCGGAGGCCCUGCUCAAGGGUGGAGGAACCCUGUCCACGUCUGCGUCCACCCUCUGGAGAACAACAAAUAACUCCUCACCAGAUUCAUUUGCCUCCACAUGUAGUAAUUCUAAUUCUAAUUCCAGUUCACCAAUUUCCUUGAAAGCUGAGGAACAGCAUCACACGGAUGAGAAACAGUUCAAGAUUGAAAAAUGGCAGAUUGCCCGUUGCAACAAGAGCAAGCCUCAGAAGUUUAUUAAUGAUUUAAUGCAAGUGCUCUACACAAAUGAAUACAUGGCCACACACAGCCUGACGGGGGCAAAAUCCUCUACUUCAAGGGACAAGGCAGUGAAACCAGCUAUGAAUCAGAAUGAAGUUCAAGAAAUCAUAGGAAUCACAAAACAAUUAUUUCCCAACACAGAUGAUGUUUCAAUUAGGAGAAUGAUAGGGCAAAAGCUAAACAAUUGUACCAAGAAGCCAAAUUUGAGCAAAAAUCUGAACUCUCAGGAUAUUAAGUAGAUCCUUUUGGUAUUAUAGUUACCUGAAACAAAAGAACCUUCAGUUGUAAGUCUUAACGUUGGAUCUUGCUGGAGACUCUGCAGCCUCCCUGGCAGUGAGCACAGGGACAGGUGCAGUGACAGGCUGGGAGAAACCUGUGACAUUGUUGGGCCGCCCUGAUGGAGCACAAGCUUGUGAAGAAGCUGCAUGUAGAUUUCACCCUCAGUACCAGUGACGCAUCAAACCAGAUAAUUUCUAGCAGGCCCAUGAGCAUGCAAUAUGGUUUCUGGGAAAUAUGCACUUUCCUGCCCCAAAGUGGUCCUUUGUACAGCUAACCUAACAGGACAAUCAGAGCUCUUAUCCUAGCAACAAAAACUUUAACCCCUAAGAUUCAUCAUUGUCCUAAUCAAUCCCUGUACGUUUAUUAUUACCAAUGACUCUCCAUUUUAGCUUUUGGAUCUUUAGUAUAAGCACAUGUUUGGAAAAGUAAACAGUGAAAUAAUCAAUGUUCACAAA
Messenger RNA from Physeter macrocephalus (sperm whale), 1429 nucleotides. It is a transcript of the gene BEND6, whose product is annotated as BEN domain containing 6. The transcript is spliced from 7 exons. Gene Ontology annotation, molecular function: transcription corepressor activity; DNA binding. Gene Ontology annotation, cellular component: nucleus. The record is from RefSeq and is a predicted model, not a curated record. NCBI's taxonomy places the organism in Eukaryota, Metazoa, Chordata, Mammalia, Artiodactyla, Physeteridae. Bases 95 to 934 code for a protein of 279 amino acids. Gene Ontology annotation, biological process: negative regulation of Notch signaling pathway; positive regulation of neuron differentiation.